Messenger RNA from Peromyscus eremicus (cactus mouse), 981 nucleotides. Its product is annotated as olfactory receptor 5D13-like. Lineage: Eukaryota; Metazoa; Chordata; Mammalia; Rodentia; Cricetidae. Gene Ontology annotation, biological process: G protein-coupled receptor signaling pathway; sensory perception of smell. Gene Ontology annotation, molecular function: G protein-coupled receptor activity; olfactory receptor activity; odorant binding. The transcript has a single exon. Gene Ontology annotation, cellular component: membrane. The record is from RefSeq and is a predicted model, not a curated record. The coding region runs from base 1 to 981 and encodes 326 amino acids.
AUGAGGUCAAUGAAAGGAAAUCAAAGCAACAUACGGACGUUUAUUCUCAUGGGCUUUUCUGACUACCCAGAGCUACAGGUCCCACUCUUCCUGCUCUUCUUGCUCAUCUACACCAUAACAGUGGUUGGGAAUGUGGGGAUGAUGAUACUCAUCCACACAAACCCCAAACUUCACACCGUCAUGUACUUCUUCCUCAGCCACUUGUCCUUUGUUGAUUUCUGUUAUUCCACUGUAGUCACACCUAAACUCUUGGAGAACUUGGUUGUGGAGGAUAGAACCAUCUCUUUCUAUGGCUGUAUCUUGCAGUUUUCUUGUGCCUGCAUUUUUGGUGUAGCGGAGACCUUUAUGUUGGCAGCAAUGGCUUACGACCGCUUCGUGGCAGUUUGUAAACCCCUGCUCUAUACUGCUAUUAUGUCUCCCCAGCUGUGCACCUUUCUGGUGGCUGGAUCUUAUACAUGGGGCAUAGUGUGUUCCCUGACACUCACAUAUUUCCUUCUUGCACUAUCCUAUUGUGAAUCUAGCAUCAUCAAUAACUUUAUCUGCGACCACUCUGUGAUUGUGUCUGUCUCCUGCUCAGACCCCUACAUCAGCCAGAUACUAUGUUUUAUUAUUGCUGUUUUCAAUGAGGUCAGCAGCCUGCUGAUUAUUCUGACAUCAUAUGUGUUCAUUUUCACCUCAGUUAUACAGAUUCCUUCUGCUAGUGGGCGUCAGAAAACAUUCUCUACCUGUGCCUCCCACCUGACUACCAUCACUAUCUUCCACGGUACCAUCCUCUUCCUCUACUGUGUUCAUAAACCUAAAGCUUCCUGGCUCAUUGUUAAAGUAGCUUCUGUGUUUUACACUGUGGUGAUUCCCAUGCUGAACCCCCUGAUCUACAGCCUGAGGAACAAAGUCGUGAAAGAGACAAUCAGAAAAUUAGUCCUCACCAAGUCUCAUUGUCACCCCAUUUCUUACAUGUGUUAUUUUAUUUCUAAAAUUUGA